Messenger RNA from Alnus glutinosa, 1561 nucleotides. RefSeq names its product metacaspase-1-like. Gene Ontology annotation, molecular function: cysteine-type endopeptidase activity. The record is from RefSeq and is a predicted model, not a curated record. The coding region runs from base 224 to 1270 and encodes 348 amino acids. Gene Ontology annotation, biological process: proteolysis. NCBI's taxonomy places the organism in Eukaryota, Viridiplantae, Streptophyta, Magnoliopsida, Fagales, Betulaceae. The transcript is spliced from 5 exons.
UUGUUAUACCCAAUGGUAGAAUUCUUCGAAGGGAGACAAGGUGAAAAGGCAUGGCCGCCAUAUGUACAAGCUACAACGUCAAACAGAUCGAGUAGGGUUUGACAAAUAAUCUCCAACUCUUUUCCGCCGUUGGUUUGAUACAAAUUCAGUGAAGACUCAAUAGUUCAGGGUCCCUGAAUGUAUAUAUAUAUAGCGUCCCGGCCCGGAAAUAUUGCAAGCAAAAAUGGACUCAAGAGUUACAGGCAGUCGGAGCAACACACAGGGUCCAUCUUACUCAAGUCCCGACCAUGUACGGCGUAGUCUACUCUCAGUAUCGAACACUUUGCAGAGUAUAAAGAACAGGUUCAAGAAGAAGACCUCAAUGAAUCGAAGCUUAGAUGUUUUGCCGCUGAAUGUUAAGCAUUCAACUGGUCCAAGUAAUUGUCAUGAGACACACCCAAGGAAGCGCGCAGUUCUAUGUGGGGUUACUUACCAGAACAACAAGUACAGGCUCAAGGGAACCAUUAACGAUGUCAAGAAAAUGAGGGAUUUGUUGAUUGACCACUUUGGUUAUUCUAAGGAGUGCAUUCGCGUCCUCACAGAAGAAGAAGAAGAUCCUGCAUUUAUCCCAACGAAGAAGAACAUACAAGAUUCCUUGAAAUGGCUUGUGGAGGGCUCAGAGCCCGGAGACAGAUUGGUGUUCUACUUUUCCGGACAUGGCUUACGACAACCAGAUUUCAACAACGAUGAGCGCGAUGGGUUUGAUGAAACUAUUUGUCCAGUUGAUUUCAUGCAAGAAGGCAUGAUCCUCGACAACGACAUAAAUUCCACCAUUGUCCGGCCGCUCAAGAAAAAUGUCACGCUUCAUGCAAUUGUCGAUGCUUGUCACAGUGGAACCAUUCUUGAUCUAGAGUGCAUAUACAACGCAAGAACGAAGAAUUGGGAAGAUAACAGCCCUCCUUCAAAAGCUAAAAAAUGUACAGACGGUGGAAUUGCAAUUGGCUUAAGCGCUUGUGGAGAUGAUCAAAUGGCUGCCGAUACCUCUGCUUUCACUGGAGAUGAAAUGGCUGGCGCAAUGACCUAUGCUUUGAUCCAAACGGUUCAGAGAAAUAGCAAAUUGACAUAUGGAAGUCUACUGGAGAUAAUCCACGAAACCCUCGAACAGGUUAACAAUGGAAAGUGCUUCGGGUCGAGGUUCUUACACAAAGUUUUUCAUCGCAGCAUAAUCCAGGAUCCUCUGCUAUCAUCAUCUGAAGAAUUCGAGGUUUACCAGAAGGAAUUUGUUCUGUGAAUCAUAUAUACUGGGAGGAUGCCAUCGUUUCAACGAGCGUCGAUUAACUUUUGAUGUAACUCGGCUUAACUCAAUGUACAGUUGGAAUACAUGUUGCCUUUCUUCAGUCAAUUUGGUACCCAGAAUAAGGAAGAGAGAAUCAAACAGGCCGUAACUUUUAAAUUUGGUUUACUAAUAAAAAGAAUUCCCCAGUUCAUAGUUUUCAGAGUAAAAUCUAGUGACCCUCGGCAUUUAGUAUAUAACAAUGGUGCAUUUUGUAUCGGUUUAUUGCAUGAUGCGAACCUCCUAGUA